AUGGAUGCUACUCGUAAUCUUAAAAUUUUGUGUGAGAAAAGAAUUAUAUUAGUAGAGCCUGUUGGUGUUUGUAAAUAUGGAAGAUUACUUGCUUAUCUUUAUGUUAAAAUUAAUGAAGAUUUUAUUAAUUUAAAUGGUCAUUUGGUUGAGUUAGGAUUAGCUCACUUUUAUAAUAAAAGUUUCACUAAAUUUGGAAAAUAUAAAGAAUUUCUUUAUCUUAAAGAACAAACUGCUAAAAUGAAUAAUUUAGGUGUUUGGCAAUUAGAAAGUGUAACCAUGCCUUGGGAUUUUAGAAAGUCUAAAUAA
Hepatospora eriocheir is the source of this 306-nucleotide messenger RNA. The record is from the annotation of a GenBank genome assembly. Lineage: Eukaryota; Fungi; Microsporidia; Hepatosporidae.